GUGACGUAUAUUGUGCUCAAAUUCGUCUGGGUUUGGCUGGAUUUUUUUUUUUCUGGGUUUUGAAGUUUCCCUCUUCUCUUACGUUUCAAAGUUAUCUUUUCUUGAGCUAGUAUUAUAUUUUUAUGCUCUGAUUGAUUGAUCAUGCUGCAUCAGUGAAAUUGAUUUUCAUUUCAAGAAAAAAAAUUUUUGGAUGAAUGAGUUCUCAGUUUAUUAUUUUGAAGAGUUGCAGCGUGUUAAAUUCUAGGAAAAUUUCAACAAAAAAAAAAUGACAUUUUGGGUUUAUUUUCUCUAACUUUAUUCUUGGUUGAUUGGGAGGUCAAUUUCGUUGCUUUGGUAGGAAAAAGUAUUUAAACUUUACUCUUACAAAUUAAAUGGCUUAAGUGUUUAUGUUUUAUUCCUCAUCCAAGGACAGUGGAAGUAAUAUUUGCAUGAACGAUAUGUUGUUUAAGUUUCUGAAUCACUUCUAACUUUGUAUGUCUUACCGUCGAUGUUAUUUUAGAAGAAUAUCAAGUGUACUGAAACAUUAUGAGACUUAAGAAUUGGAUGAAAAAGUGGGGAGUUGGCGCUGGGGAGAGAUUGUGGAAGAUGAUGAAGUGUAUUCGUUCGGGGGAGCAGUUAAGAGUAGAUGACAUGGUUGCUUCAUCGGAGUCCUUGGCAACUAGGGACUACUCAGCGAGUGGUUAUUCCUCUCGAGCUGGUGAGAUAGAUACAAAGAUUGAUAAUAGCAACAUUGAGGAAGCAGAGUCAUCUCUUCGCGAGAGUGGUUAUCUCAACUAUGAGGAGGCAAGAGCAUUGUUGGGAAGGCUUGAGUAUCAGAAAGGAAAUAUAGAAGCAGCACUUCAUGUGUUUGAAGGAAUCGACAUUCCUGCUGUGACAUCCAAGAUGAAAGUCUCAAUUUCUAGAAAGUGUGAACAAAACCGACGCCGUUCUCAAAGUGAUGAUGCCCCAACUAUGUCUGUGCAUGCUAUUAGUUUACUUCUUGAAGCUAUUUUUCUGAAAACAAAAUCACUGCAGUGUCUUGGAAGGUUUAGAGAAGCUGCUCAAUCAUGUAAAGUGAUUUUGGAUACUGUUGAGUCUGCAUUGCCAGAGGGCCUGCCUGAGAACUUUCCUACAGAUCAUAAACUACAAGAAAUUCUAAACAAAGCUGUUGAAUUACUUCCAGAGCUGUGGAUGCUUGCUGGGGCUCCACAGGAAGCUAUCUUAUCAUACCGGCGGGCACUACUCUAUCAUUGGAAUCUGGAGACGGAAACCACAACCAAGAUUGAAAAAGAUUUUGCUACUUUUCUUUUGUAUAGCGGUACUGAGGCAAGCCCUCCAAAUCUCCGUUUGCAGGUGGAAGGAUCAUUUGUGCCAAGAAACAAUAUAGAAGAGGCUGUUCUUUUGUUAUUGAUUCUGUUAAGAAAAUUUGCUUACAGAAGGAUUGGAUGGGAUCCAAUGAUCAUUGAUCACCUUUCUUUUGCCCUGUCUGUUUCUGGGGAACUAAAGGCACUAUCCCAUCAGAUAGAAGAGUUGCUCCCUGGAACCAUGGAGAGAAGAGAAAGAUAUUGCACUCUAGCUCUCUGUUACCAUGGAGAGGGUGAGGAUACGGUGGCUUUGAAUCUUUUGAGGAAUUUACUUAAUAACAGAGAGAAUCCAGAUUGCAUACUUGAAUUAUUACUGGCUUCAAAGAUUUGUGCAGAGAAUAUGAUUUGUGUCGAAGAAGGGAUGACAUACACUUCCAAAGCACUUUCUGAAUUGCAUGGUAUAUGUGGCCAGAUGGUAAGUGUGGCAAACUGCUUGCUGGGUCUUUUACUGUCAACUCAGUCCAGAUCAGUUCCUUCUGAUACUGAGAGGACUUCUAAGAAGUCUGAAGCACUUGAGGCGCUUGAAACUGCUGAGAAGAUAAUGAGGGAAAGAGAUUCUCAUAUCAUUUUCCAUCUUAGCCUAGAAAAUGCUGAGCAGCGGAAGUUGGAUAUUGCACUUCAUUAUGCAAAGCAGCUUUUGAAACUGGAGGCUGGAUCUAGUGUUAGAAGUUUCAUCCUUUUAGCGCGAAUAUUGUCAGCUCAAAAACGGUUUAUUGAUGCGGAGACAGUAAUCAAUGCUGCUCUAGAUCAGACUGGGAAGUGGGACCAAGGAGAACUGUUACGAACCAAAGCUAAACUCCAGAUUGCUCAGGGCCAGUUAAAGGAUGCCAUACAGACCUAUACUCAUCUUCUUGCUGUUGUCCAAGUUCGAACUAAAACCUUUGGUGGUGGAAAGAAGCUUCUAAAGAGUAGAGGAAACCAUGACAGAAGAUUGGAAAUGGAAACAUGGCAUGAUCUAGCUAAUGUGUACACAGGUUUGUCUCAAUGGUGGGAUGCUGAAGUCUGUCUUACAAAAUCCAAGGCUAUCAGUCCUUACUCUGCUUCAAGAUGGCACACCACAGGUUUACUCUAUGAAGCAAAGGGUUUGCACCAAGAUGCUCUGAAAUCAUUCAGAGCAGCAUUAGAUGUUGACCCCACUCAUGUCCCAAGUUUGAUAUCUACUGCUAGUGUCCUCAGACUGCUUGGUAGCCAAUCGAAGCCCAUUAUCAGAAGCUUUCUUACUGAUGCUCUUCAACUCGACAAUAUGAACCACUCUGCAUGGUACAAUCUGGGGCUGCUCUGCAAGGAUGAUGCCAGUGCAUCAGCACUUGAGGCAGCGGAAUGCUUCCAGGCUGCAGCUGUUUUGGAAGAAUCUGCACCAGUUGAACCCUUCAGAUGACACAAGACGUACGUUUUGUCUCUGUAAGUUCUCGUGUAGUUUUAAAUUAUUACUUUGAAAAGGUUAUUCCAUACCUAGGCAUGUUGUUGAAAGUUUUGUUGGAUGAUACUGGAAGUGCAAAAGCGGGAAAAAGAAUAGAUGGGAGAAAAAGAAAGAAGUGUUAUGUAGUUGUUUGCUUCACUGAAAGUCAGAUCCCACUUGUUGUAAUCUUUAACUUAAUUAAGCUUAUAUUAAUGAAAGAGUAAAUUUAUAUGUA
Hevea brasiliensis (rubber tree) is the source of this 2977-nucleotide messenger RNA. RefSeq names its product protein NPGR2. The transcript is spliced from 5 exons. Gene Ontology annotation, molecular function: protein binding. Lineage: Eukaryota; Viridiplantae; Streptophyta; Magnoliopsida; Malpighiales; Euphorbiaceae. The coding region runs from base 526 to 2721 and encodes 731 amino acids. The record is from RefSeq and is a predicted model, not a curated record.